This is a messenger RNA of Polyodon spathula (Mississippi paddlefish), 2023 nucleotides long. RefSeq names its product interferon alpha/beta receptor 2-like. The coding region runs from base 184 to 1656 and encodes 490 amino acids. Gene Ontology annotation, molecular function: protein binding. Lineage: Eukaryota; Metazoa; Chordata; Actinopteri; Acipenseriformes; Polyodontidae. The record is from RefSeq and is a predicted model, not a curated record. The transcript has 8 exons.
GGUCUGCGAGGCUGGGUGGAAGUUACAUCGAUGAGCGUCAGUGUUUAAUUCAAGUUCAGAUUUCAGCAAAAUGGCGAAAGAUUGCUCAGGAUGAUGUCUGGAGUCUGUUUGAUUCUCACAGUAAGCAUACUGAGUGUACAUUCAUUCACUCAGAGGGAUAGUCUGUGAUCUUCUGGGAGAAAUAUGGAGUUGAGACUCCUUAUGAAAAUACAGUUGGUAAAACUCAUGUGCUUUUUUCAUCAGAUUCCCAUUGCCAGUUGUGAGUUUCGUGCGCCUGUCAAUGUGACCCUCAUCUCUCACAACUUUCAGCAUGUACUGAGAUGGGACCCAGGACCUGGUACUCCAGAGAGGGUACAAUACAGGGUCGAGUACAACUCAGUUAAAUGGAUUUUGAUGACGUCGUGCCUGAAUGUCACCAAUACCAGGGAGUGUGAUCUAACGGAAACGUUUCUUGAUGUCAGCGAACACUAUGCCGUUCAAGUUCAAGCCUUCAAUGAGACGCACCACUCCAACUGGACUUCAAUGAGCUCCACUUUCAAACCUUUUUCAGACACAAUCCUUGGUCCACCAGAGGUGUCUGUCUCUGGCUGGGGAGAUUGUCUCAGCUUGCAGAUCAAACCUCCCAGAGGAAAAGGAGAAAAGCCUUUGCUGACACUUUACCAUUGGUUUGAGUAUAGCAUUGAAGGGCAGAAUAUGAAAGAUGGGCACAAGUUCUCAGAAAAAUUGAAAAAAUGCAAAGGCACAGUGAAUUACAGUAAAGAGCAACUGGAUCUUGGCACGGAGUACUGUGUAACAGUGAGGAUGUACCGUCCUGGAAUGAAUAUGAACUCAAAGCCCUCUCUGCCACACUGUGCGUUCACUAGUCCUCCGCUUGUCAGCAAAGUUCCUGGUGUACUGGUUUCAUUGUUUAUCUUCUGCCUGUUGAUGGCUCUGGUGGUGUCUUCCCUGGUAUGUAGUGGGUUCCUCUGCUCAUUGAAGGCAGACCUCCCCCAAGUGUUGGCUUCUUUUACUGUACCCACUGCCAAUUUAAAGAGGGUUUUUGUUCCAGAGAGUUGCACUGUUCUGGAGCGUGUCUCCCUUUUCCACAGUCAUUGCAGUAUAAAGAAUAGAAGAAGUGAAAGUGAGCACUCUGACAGCAGAGAGAUUGAUGGGUAUGAAAACCAUGCCUUCAGUGUUCCAGGCCAAGAGAGUUCCAAUAACGAACCUGUGGAAACUGAAGAGACUGUCACGCCUGUGGAGCCGGGACAAACCCUUGAUCCAGGUGAUCCAGCACAGGCGUUGUGUCUGGUUGUGUGUGAGGAGACAGCAGGGCCUACUGUGGAGCAGCCAGACCCAGAGCGGCUUGAACCCUUACUUGAGAUGAGAGACUCUGUAGAGGAGGAAAGCUGCCAAGACGUCAAUUUGUUUUCACUGAUAUUGAGGGCUAUUGAUGAAGAAAUCUUAGAGAGCCCUUCAGUUGAGCUGGCUCUGGUUGUAGAGAAUCAAACGCAGGGCUGUUGUAAUAUGCAAAAAGAGCCACAAAAAUCACCACUGAUGGUGUCUGUAGAAUCAGUACAAAUUAAAGAUGAACAGCAGUUGAGCUAUUGUUUAAAGUACGAGUCGGAGGAGGAGAGUGACUGUGAGCCUGCUGGCUACAUGAGGCGUUCGGUACAGUAGCUGUAUGACUGCUACCAAACCUUUGCAGGUCUUGUUCUAAGUGUCCACAUACUGAAUAAUGGGAGCACAUUUCCAAAGUUUUUAAUUAUUUUCUAAAAAAUAAGAAUAAAAAAAAAAAAAACAGAAAAAAAAACAUUUUACAAAACUAGAACCAAACACAACUCCAUAAUAUAAUUGAAUGUUUCUUAAGCACUCUUCAAGUUGUUUGAAGCUCAUUUUGUAAAAUAAGAGUAUGUAGCUUCAUAUUAAAUGUUCAUAUAAUUCUUUUUACUGUCCUCUUAUCUCUUUAUGGCAGGGCUUCUCAAACUCGGUCCAGGGGACCCCCAGUGGCUGCUGGUUUUCAUUCCAACCAAACUCAAUUACUUAA